Molecule: messenger RNA, 1010 nt
Organism: Arachis duranensis
Lineage: Eukaryota; Viridiplantae; Streptophyta; Magnoliopsida; Fabales; Fabaceae
Exons: 3
Coding region: 111-866 (251 amino acids)
Source: RefSeq, a predicted model, not a curated record
GAACCCUAAACACGGGUGUAUGGAUACUUUCUUAAUUAAUUAUUGCAAUUUGAACUUCACACGGUGAGGUAAGAAGACUUAGGAGGGAGCGAGUUAGGGUCGUCAAUGUGAUGGGCGGCAGUGGCGGUAGUGGCGGUGGUGGUGGAGGAGUAGCUGUUGGCAAAGAAGAUGUAAUAGCGAAACUCAAGGACGACGGCGACUUUGACAGGCUCCGUUUGAAGAUCAUUCGUAAGCUCAAGGACAAUGAAGAGCUGCGACAACAUAUUGCCUCAAUUGUGAAGCAAUCAGCGGCUCUUAAUGGUGCCGGAGCUGAGAAUAAGAAACCUAGACAACUUUCUGAUGCCAUAUAUCAUGAAGUUGGUGACAAAGUAAUGAGUCAGAUAUCUGAUAGCUUGUGGCAAAUAAUUAGAUCAAAUGAUGGUAUGAAAACUGAAAUUGCGGAGACAGUGCAAUCCGUGUAUGACGAGCUGGUGAAUCCAAAGGGGGAAGAGGAGGUUCCGGUUUCAAAUUCCAAGGCAAUGCCAACUCAGAGACAACAAGGUGAAACAGGUUCAGUUACUGAGAAGAUUGAUGAUGAUAUGUUGCACGAGAAUGAGCCUGAAGAGCCACCGGGAUUCACCUUACAUAAUCAUGUGAAUAACAAUCAGCUAGACCAUGAUCAACGGAACCAUGAUCAAGGGAAGCCACAAUCUCAUGGGCAAGGAUCUUCUGCAGAGCAGCCCGAAGAUUCCCAUGUAUCACUGGAUCCACCCGGUGAAAGCGAUGAUAAUAACAAUGCUCCUCCUGGUUUUUUGAGGCCUGACGAGCAAAAUCAUCUGUCUGAUUGUAGUGAUGAAGAUCCUGAUGUGCCUCCUGGUUUUGGUUGAUGAAUUGCAAUUUGUUUCAAUUUCUUCCUUUCCAGGCACUGCCCUUUUAUGGUUGGAUACCACAGAUGCCAAUUCUUCUGCAAUUGUUUAUGUAAAGCCAACUAAAAAUAUGUGCCAUUCUGAAAAUGUCUCUUUACAUCCGAA